AGGUGCCGCUCAGCUGGAAGUUUUCGAACAUGAAUGCAUCGUGAAAUUCGCAUGAGAGCCGUUUUCUCUUCGAGCACGCUCCCGUGAAGCGUGACAACAUCAUAGAUUAAAGGGAAGGAGCUGAUCGAUGGCAUGGAUGACAAACUCCGCAACCUCGGGUUGUGCGACGACAUUCUUCGAGAACGUUUUAUUGAUGCGUGCUGGAUUUUGAUCAAGAAACCUCAUAUCCUCAAUCAUCGGCUCUUCGGCUCCAGCAUCGUCUCGUGUGUGAGCUCCAAGAGUGGCUUACCAGUUGGCCUCGAGCGGUCUACGAGAGAGAGGAAGCCUGACCUGACAAUUGUCCGCCGUCUGAUACCCAGGAACCGAGAGAAGUACUCCCCAGUCCUUGAGCGAUGCAUUCUCUCCGAGAGGAGCUUACGGAUCGAAACGGCCGAAUCCGAGGUCGCUUCAAGUUCCCCUCCCGAGGGAGCCGGAGGCAGCUCUGCGAAACCGAUACCGGUGGUUGAAGCAUCGGUCAUCGAGAUUCGUCUGGGGGUCGCGGAAACAGUCGUGAUCUUAGGCUCAGGUGGAGUACCGAGAAGCUUCACGGAAGCUCUACUUCGACGGCUUGCGAAAUGGAUGGGGCCGAAAUCCGAAAUCCAUGCUUCAAGCCAGAUUCAGCUAGAUUCGCUGUCGUUGAUCGAUCCUGAAGUGUACAAUCUCACGUAUUCAAGAUUGAAGAAAGAAGCGGCCUCGAUCGUGGCGAUUUGGCCGGAGAGAACAAACCCCGAGAAAUUCGUCCACGAGGACGUCGCCAUCGCGAGCUACUUGAUCUCACUAUGGGACCCGCUGUGUCAAGGAAGGAAAGUGAAAUUCGUUGACGUCGGAUGCGGUAACGGAUUGUUGGUGUACAUACUCUUAAAGGAAGGACACGAGGGAUUUGGAGUGGACGUACGCCGUCGUGAACUAUGGAAAUUGUGUCCAGACAAUCUCUUCGAGGGCGCGGUAUCACCCGAAACUCGAUACAGUGACGUCGAUUGGUGGAUCGGGAAUCAUUCGGACGAAUUAACUCCAUGGAUUCCGUUCCUCGCGACCAUGUCGAACCCGAACGCCAAAGUCUUCCUCAUCCCGUGUUGUCCCUUCGGACUCCACGGGAAAUAUCAACGGAAGAAUCCGGAGCUCAGUCAGUAUCAGAGUUACUUGACCUUCCUCCGGGACGAGUUCCUCCCAGACUGCGGUUUUCGGGUGGAGAUGGACAAGUUGAGGAUUCCGUCGACCAGAAGAGUGUGCCUGGUAUGCAGAGAACGUCGCGUAGAGCCUUAUGAGGCGGCUGUGGAUAGAUUGCAGCAGCGUUGGGAGCGCGAACGAGGGUCUUUCGUUCCCCGGCCGAAGGAAAUUCCGGUCAGGAACUGCACUCAAAUAAAUAGGAGCAUCCUUGAACCGUUAGUGAACAAAAUCGCUUUCGGCGUCCUGACUCAGGGAAGCGGAGAGGAUGCCCCUUACAACCGAGGCGGCGAGGUUGCACUCAGCGAGGCUGUGAAGCUGUUGAAGUCUGAUGAGCUCCAAGUCCUCAAAUCUCAGUGCGGCGGACUGCAAACUCUGCUGAAGAACAACUACCACAUUUUCAAAGUCACGAAAGGAAAAAUCACGCUGAGGAUCCCAGAAGGAAUUACACCGAACGGUGACGAGAGACGGGUCCGCACGAGAGCGUGUUGGUUCCAUGCACGUCACCCACAAGGAUGUCCGAUGAACGCAUCAACGUGCAGAUUCGUUCACACAGAACUCGAGUCGGCUGAUUGAGACGCUCCGAGCUGAUAUGCGCUAAUAAAAGAUUUCGGAACGCCAACGACGAGAUAAGUCGGCUUUGUACACCUAAUUCAUCGGGGCCGGUAUUCUCAGUCGGUAGCGUAUGAGUAUAUGGUUGGUUGGUUGGUUGAUUGAUUAUUAGACCUGUUAUAAUCCGAAGUGAUUUCAUG
Messenger RNA from Galendromus occidentalis (western predatory mite), 1955 nucleotides. Its product is annotated as probable tRNA (uracil-O(2)-)-methyltransferase. NCBI's taxonomy places the organism in Eukaryota, Metazoa, Arthropoda, Arachnida, Mesostigmata, Phytoseiidae. The transcript is spliced from 15 exons. Gene Ontology annotation, molecular function: tRNA (uridine) methyltransferase activity; metal ion binding. The coding region runs from base 133 to 1779 and encodes 548 amino acids. The record is from RefSeq and is a predicted model, not a curated record. Gene Ontology annotation, biological process: tRNA methylation.